Messenger RNA from Seriola dumerili (greater amberjack), 4384 nucleotides. It is a transcript of the gene cc2d1a, whose product is annotated as coiled-coil and C2 domain containing 1A. The coding region runs from base 156 to 3149 and encodes 997 amino acids. The record is from RefSeq and is a predicted model, not a curated record. Gene Ontology annotation, molecular function: RNA polymerase II cis-regulatory region sequence-specific DNA binding; DNA-binding transcription repressor activity, RNA polymerase II-specific. Lineage: Eukaryota; Metazoa; Chordata; Actinopteri; Carangiformes; Carangidae. The transcript has 28 exons. Gene Ontology annotation, biological process: regulation of transcription by RNA polymerase II. Gene Ontology annotation, cellular component: nucleus.
GACAGCUCGAACUAAACAGAAAAAAACUCCUAUCUCCAUACAUAUAUCUGCCCUUGCUCUUUUACCUUCUGGGCAGUAUUCGACUGGAAUCACCGACUCGACAAGCUGUAACACCGACGGCAGGCUACGUGAAGCUGACGAGGUGGUAAGAGUCCAUGAGUCGCAGUCGGAACCCCCCUCCCCGGGGUCAGGGGGCAGCGCGAGCCAAACAGAUGGGGCUGCUCCUUGACCUGUCCCCAGAUGGAGGGAUGGAUGAUGAGGGGAAUGAUGAAGAGCUGGAGGCAGAGCUGAUGAAUCUAAUGGGAGGAGGGGGAGGAGGGAGAUCACAAGGGAAGAGAGGUGAAGGGAAAGCCCCUGUUCACAUGGCUGAAAUAGAGCGAAUGGCAGCUCUUUGUAUGAAAGACCUUGAUGAUGAAGAAAUAGGGGAUGAAGAUUUGGAUGAUGAAGAUUUGCUGGCAGAACUAAAUGAAGUUUUGGAGGAUGAGGAGGACAACACUCCUGCUUCCACCCCUCCUGCUGUCACACCGACUGCUCCUAAAGUGAGCAUCACAUCCCAGUCCCCCUGUGUUCCUGCUGCUGCCCCCAGUGGGGAAACUGGGCUGGAGUCCUGCCUAUUGGAGCGUAUUGAAAUGUAUAAAACUGCCAUUUCUAAUGCCAAAGCUGCAGGAGAGACCAGUAAAGUUCGACGAUAUGACAGAGGGUUAAAGACAUUACAGUCCAUGUUAACAUCUGUCAAGAAAGGAAAACCAAUCAAUGACGAGGAGAUCCCGCCUCCUGUCGCUCUCGGUGGAAAUCCCAACGUCACCGCAGGGUCUGAACCGGUCAAAGAGCGACACCUGCCAGAACCAGUGCUGAUGCCCUCUCCUCCCACCAAUCAGAAACCUCUUAGGGAGGCUCCAAAACCAGCUCCUAAUAUGAAACCACUCCAUCUGACCCCACCCCAAAAGCCUGCUGCUGCCAUCACCCCAGAAACACCUGUGAUAUCUCCACUCACACCCAGCCAGCCUGAUGCACAGCACUCAGAGCUGAAACAGGCAGUGUUGUCCAGACAGAGGGAGUAUAAGCUGGCCGCCAUAAACGCCAAACAUAGCGGGGACAUUGACCAGGUCAAACAACACUACCUCACUGCCAAGAAGAUGGACUCGCUUGUGGAGGCACUGGACAGAGGCAAACCAGUAGACCUGACCUCACUCCCUCCCCCUCCUGGAGACGUAGUAGCAGAACGCUCUGCACCUCCUCCUCCUCAGUCUUCCUCCAAGCCUGCUGCCCCCGCUGCUCCUGCACCCAAGCAGGUGGCCACUGCAGCCCUGCCUGCUCCCAGCAGUCUGGCAGAAGCCCUGCAGCAGAGGAUGGACAUUUAUAAGUCGGCAGCAGAGGGAGCCAAGAGCAAAGGAGAUGAUCGUAAGGCUCGCAUGCAUCAGCGCAUCGUCAAGCAAUACCAGGAUUCCAUCAGAGCUCAUAAAGCUGGACGACCUGUCAACUUAUCUGAUCUACCUGUGCCACCAGGCUGUCCGCCACUUCAGGGCUCAGAGGGGGCUCAGCAGAACUUCAUGGGUGUCCUGGAAACAGCUAUGAAAAUAGCUAAUCAGGAUGCAGACGCAGAAGAUGAGGAAGAGGAUGGUCCAACAGAGGCUGCCAAGCCCACAGUGCGCCCACCUGCCCAGAAAGCUAAGUCUCCAGCUCCACAGGCCCCUGGCGGCUCCUCAGCUCUGAAACUGGGACCUAAAGCCCAGCAGCAAGUGGAUUUCCUGUUGCUAAGGCGACAGGCUUUUUUGCGUGCAGCACUGCGCUCCAAACAGAUGAAGGACAUGACAGGUGCAGCGCAGCACCUCAGACAUGCCAAGGGACUGGACCCCAUGAUCACCGCCGCCAAGUCUGGCCUGCCUGUUGAUAUCACCAAGAUUCCCAGCGCCCCAGUGGGUGAAGAGGAGUAUUCGCUGUCUCGUUCCCGUACCUCUCCUCUCUCCCCUCGCUCCAGUGAACAGUACCGCGGUCUCAUGGAUCUUUUACGAAAGCAGCACGAGAAAUGUCUGGACUACUCCCAGAAGUUCACACAAAUGGGCAAUGUGGCUGAGGCUCUGAAGUUUGAGAAGCUGGUUGAGGAAUGUAUGAAGAACAUAGAGAUACUAAAGAACGCCCACGCCAAAGGCCACCCAGUCCCCAAGUGCCACACAGAGGAGAGGACCCUCAACACUAUCAAAAUGUAUUCCAGCCUGACAUCUACUGACCUGAUGCUGUACAUAAUCAAAGGCAUCAACUUACCAGCUCCCUCAGGUGUCUCACCUAACGACCUGGAUGCAAGUGUGAAAUUUGAGUUUCCUUUUCCCAGUGCGGAGGAGGCUCAGAGGGACAAAACCAGCACAGUAAAGAACACCAACAGUCCAGAGUUUAAAGAGCAAUUUAAACUCAACAUCAACCGUAGCCAUCGAGGCUUUAAACGAGUCGUCCAGUCCAAAGGCAUCAAGUUUGAAAUCAUCCACAAAGGCGGCUUGUUCAAGACAGACAAAGUAGUGGGCACAGCUCAGCUGAAGCUUGAGGCUCUGGAAAACCAUUGUGACCUUAGAGAGAUCAUAGAGGUGAUGGAUGGACGUAAGGCCACAGGUGGCAAGUUGGAGGUGAGGGUGAAGAUUAAAGAGCCUCUAUCAGGAGCUGAUCUCCAGCCAGUGACAGAGAAGUGGUUGGUGCUCGAACCUGUCUCCUCCCUUUCUCCUCCGGAGAAACAGAAGGAACGCGCUCCAUCCCCUCGGUCUAAACCCAGACAUGAAGCGAGCAGCAGGAGCAGUAACCCCAACAACUCUCCUCCACAGUACAAACUCCACAGUUUCAGUCUCCUCAACUAUGACAAGGAGCGGCUGGAGAGAAAGAUUGCAGACUACCGAAAGAAUCGGCGGGAUCCCCCAUCUGACCUCAUCCAUCAGCACAAAGAGGUCACACACAGACUGCAGUGGCAGAAAGCACAGCUGGAGCGAGCCUCUCCUGCUCUGCUGACAGAAUAUGAAAAUGUGCUGCGGCGCUUCAGCCAAGGACUUGCUGAGUCGGUGAAGAAAUACUCCACCCAAGGCAACAGAGACGCUGCCAAGGAUGCAUUGGGCAGGUUGAAGAUGGUAGACAGUGAGCUGGAAUCGCUGAAAAGGAAACGGACUGGAUAAGAGGAGAAAAAAGGAGCAGAGACUUGGCUGGAGUACUGUUAUAUCGUCUCUCUCUGUCUCAUACAUACUCAUAAAACAGACACUACAGUUGAUACUUUAAGCAUGUUUAGCAUGAUGCUGUGCUGCUCAUGCCCAUGACAACUGCAUGAACCAACCUGCUAAUUCUGUCAAUUGAUCAUAUAACUUGUGUCACUUGUGGUUUCCUUCUACAAUAGCUGAGAGUAAAUCUGUAACUACAAAGAGACACAAAUUAAAGCAAGCAUUGAAAUGCGUUCAAGAGCUAAGGGAGAGCUAGCCUUAUUUGCACUUAAUAAGAAAGACACUACAGAAAACGGCUUCUGAAGUACGGCUUUACAGACCUUACCUGUACUCUGUUAAUUGUUGUUUUAUACUCCAAUCUUUCCUUUGAGAGAUGUUAAUGAAGAGAUCUGUUAGAAGACUCAUCGUUUUACAUUGGACACCAGCUCAGAGUCUUUCGGUGUCCAUUGAUGACCAAAAAAAUGUGUAUGUGUGCGUGUGUGCUUGCCCUGAAGUGUGUUUAACCAAUGGACUGAGGUGUUUUUAACCCCUUUUCCCAUAUUUUAUGUGUGUAAUGAGCUUAAUCUAAUCUGUCUGCUCCAGUGUUCCCAGAUUACAGUAAUCUGCUCCAUUUGGAGUGGUGUGAUAUGGGAAUAAAAAAAAACAGGGCUACAGCCUACAUCCCAUAAUGAGGGAUUAGUGUUUGUGUCACCAAGGAGACGACUAGAUCAGACGUUGAGUCGCCUUUGGGGCUGGGGAGAGGGGGUGUUAACAGCGUGCCAUGAAUGUGGGAGAAGCUUAGCCCUGCUAAAGGAUUGCUGCUGCUUCUUCUUCAUCAGCUGUUUCUUCUUCAUCUUCACUUUCUUCACACUAAUUCCAUUGCAUAUGUUCAGAGAUUAUUCAGUCUUGAGUAAUAUGUUGCUCCUCUUGGAUUUUCUUUAAACUCUAAUACAAUAUUAACUUCAAUGAGCUGUCGAUUAGAAAACAAUUAGCAGCUGCUGCGUCGGUGUUGUGCUAUUUUCUACUGAUUUUGGUGUAUGCAGUUUACAAAAACAGACUCUGUCCCACUCCAGUGGCAGCACAGCAGAUGCUGAGUAGUCUGCCCACAGGUAGACAACCCAAUAUCUGUCAGGAAGGCUGGGUAAUUGCUCAUUUCUAUUUCUGCUCCCCCAUAGACAUCCCUGUCACUCCCCUCCACAUUAAACCUUUAUUUUCUC